Molecule: messenger RNA, 1563 nt
Organism: Didymodactylos carnosus
Lineage: Eukaryota; Metazoa; Rotifera; Eurotatoria; Philodinida; Philodinidae
Source: the annotation of a GenBank genome assembly
AUGGAAGAAGAUGCUUUAUGGAUAUCUCUUUUAGCUAUUUUGAUUAUUAUACUGAGUUUAGGAUUAUUUUUUUUCAUUUGUUGUCUUUGUGCAAAAUAUCGACAACGUUCACCGCGCGAAAGACGACUUAGUAGUACCGCUGAUAUCGAUACUCCUCUAUUACAACGUUUAACUCAACCAAAACGUGAACGAGAACUUGAUGGUCAACGUUCAGCUCUAUUAACGUGUCACUUCUACGUUAGAUGUGUAAACGAGUAUACAUUCUAUUCACAAUUAUCACAAAUUGGUUAUAGAAUUGAUAAAUAUUGGUUUCUACUAAGUCCAAAACAAGGCAGUGGUAAACAAGCUUCAAUUAUCUUAAGUUUAUUUCCUAAAAGUGAUCGAUUUGAAUUUCCUCACGAAGAAAGUGUUUACAUAACGAUUUUAAAUGAACUGUUUUCCUAUUUAUAUCAUCCUUAUGUGGAACAAAUAAAAAAAAUCGAUUAUAUUCAAAAUCAACUGUUAUUUGUAAUUGUCAAAGAUUAUCAAACACAUGGUUCACUCAAAGAUUUUAUACAUGGUGUGGUACCAACAGGACAAUUUAACGGAAAAUACAGUUAUCGUAACUCUGGCAUAUCGCUUGAACGUGUUCAUUUAUAUUCUACACAAAUUCUUGAAGGUUUACUUUAUUUGAAAGAAAAGAGUAUUCCACCCCUCAUUGACCUACAUAGUGGAAAUAUUAUCAUUGCUCGAAAUGGAGAAUGUGUACAAAUUGGCUCUUAUGAAUAUUCAUUUCUUCAAGAACGAUCUCGAAUAGCAUCACUUGUCAAACGAUCUGUCCAAAAUCUACAACCAAGUAUUGCUGAUGGUAUGUCAAUGGAAGAUGUUAAUGAAGUGAUUUGUUUCGGUCGUUUAAUAUUUGAAAUGGUAUCAGGUUAUGAAUUGGACACAAUUACUCUAACACCUAAACAUUGGCACGAUUGUCGAGAUGAUGGUGUCAGGCAAUUAUUAACAAAAAUAUUUGAUACAACAAAACCUGUUCUAACAUUAAAAGAAAUACGUAAAUUACCGUAUUUUCAAAAUAGUCCACCAUUGAUUGAAUUGAAAAACUUUCAGCCUAUUCUCGUUGAAUAUUCUCAAGAUAUUAAAUCUAUCUUAGAUCAAACGAAAGAACAAAUAAAAGCAUCCGCUGCAAAAACCAAACCAAAUCUGACAAGAACAGUAUCCGUAUCGAAUAAAAGAUCAUCUGGAAGUUUGAGGAAAAGUUCAACAACACUGUCGACUAGAAGAUCAACAACGAUAACGCCAACAUCCUUCAUCAAUUUAAAUUUCAAACAACAACCAAAACUAGCAGACGUUGAACAAAUAGAUAUGGCUAAACUGCCGAGUCGGCCACCUCCACCCGCACCAAAUAUACCUCCUCCUCCAGGUCCUCCUCCUCCUCCACCUCCACUACUAGUGACUAAACCAAAAGCAAAUACUGGCGGUGAAGACGAUCGGUCAGCUUUAUUGGGAGAUAUCCGACAUGGCUUACAACUGAAAAAAACUGCAACAAACGAUAGAAGUGCACCAAAAUUUAAAUAA